CGCAUGCACCGUCGGAAGUCAAGCAAGGAAGAAGACGACAAUGUUCUGACAUUCCCUAUGGCCCAUAGCACAGCCAAUGGACUUUUGGGACCUCCGCCGUCACCGACGCGUAACCGCGUCGUAUCAACUCCUCCGGCAACAUCGUCGUCGUACCCGGACCCGCCGCCUUCAGCGGGCCCUUACAGAACUGGCUUCGGUGCACCGAGACCAAUGACUAUACACGGUACGCCCAACUCACAUAUACUGCCGCACAGACACCAGGCGCCUGGUUUGCGGCAGUCUCUGUCGCUCCCGGGAGGCUCGCACUCGCGCACACGCUCGGUCUCGGGUCCCUUCUCUCCAGCCAGUCCGUCCCCGCUGUCGUUCUCCUUCCCCCCUCAGUCUCCUCCCACAGGGAGGUUCCCCACCUCGUCCACUGCCCCGGAAUUGCGGUCGAAAGAGAACGGUAAUGGCAUAAGCCCGUCGCCCUCGCUGUCCUCGCAAGCGCACACCAGGCGGCACUCGCGCGUGCACUCGCGCAAUUUGUCGGUGUUCUUCCCGCGCCCUGGUACGCUUCCCGCGACAGCUAUCGCAGAGGAUGGGGGCCAAGACAUCAUGUUCGCGCCGCCGCCCGAGGGCAUACCCAUGCCCUCCGCAUCCCCAGGGCCAGGACAGCGGAACUUUCGCGAAGGAUUCACUUUCGGCGGGCGCCCGCCCUCGUCUGGGUCUCUGGAGCACCCGAUGCCUUCCAUGGCAGAUACGCCUUCGUCCAGCGGAGCAUCUCGGCGGGGGCACCACCACAAGCACUCGCUAUCGCACAACUUCUUCUCCUUCCUGGAGCCCGGCGCACAGCAAGAAGGCGCGCCGGAGGAGCUGCACACGCUGCCCGCCCCAGUUCCCGUCAGCCCGUGGAUGCCCAUCUCACCGUUCCCGCAUGCUUUGCCGCGGGCGGGGAGUCCACGGCCGACGGCGCGUAAGGCGCCGCAGAUAGCACCAGAGGCGGUGGGCGCGGUGAUCGCCCAAUUCCUGCUCGGGGUGUGGUUAUGGAUCACCGCGCAACAGGUGGGGUCUCUCGCCUGCACAGGACUGGGGUACUGGAUCGUAUUCGACGCGCUAGGUGUCGCGCUUGCGCACAUAUUGCCCGGGUACCUUGCGAAGCCAUCCAUGCGGGCGGAUAUCCGGAGACCAUUCGGGAACGCUCGAAUAGAAACGGUAGUCGCAUUCGCGCAGUCUGUGUACCUAAUAUUUGCCGCAGUGUAUGUCUGUAAGGAGACUGUAGAGCACUUGCUACUGUCUUCAGGCGAAGGGCACCAUCACCAUCAUGGCGACGAGGUGACGGAGUUCUUUGGGAUUGAGUUUCCGUCCGUCCUGCUACUGAUCACACUCUUUUCGCUGAUCACCACUGCUCUUGCGUUCGACAAUCAUUCCAAGCUCGUCAGCACGGCGGGCAAUCACAUCCCUCCUUUAUCAUCGCUGCUGCCAUCUCGCUAUCGAUACUUCACAUCAUCGUAUACCUAUCCUCCCCGUUUAAUCAAUCUAUUAUCCAAUCCAUACACACUAACGCCCAUAUCAUUUGCUGUGAUACUGUUCUUUGGGCCGACUUUUAUACCUCCAUACCAACAUCGUUACUUCGACCUUGUUCUGGCUGGUGUGGAGACGGUCGUCACGUUCAGUGUCGCAUAUUCCGCAGCAGUUGCCCUUGGCGCGACACUCCUGCAGACGUCACCCGCUCGUGGACUUGCAGGAGGCAGGAUGGAGGCGUUCCUGCGUGCCAUGAGACAGAUCGAACGGGACCCCCGAGUCUUGCAUCUUCCGGCACCGCACAUCUGGCAGCUCACGCCAAACCUUACGCUCCCUCAAGACCAGUACAUAUACACUCAUCCGGUGGCUGCAGUCGACAUGAAGAUACAGGGACCUGCGCAAUCGCUCGUCGUGACUCUCGAGCUCCACGUACGCCCGGACAUGGAUGACGAGGAGGUGUUGAGUUUGACGAAGUGGGCUUGGGGGCGCUGUUCGCAAGCACUGCAUUUCGGCUCGAGGGGCGGGGAGGGUGCAGAAGCCGAGGCAGAGAUUACCGUAGGGGUUGUGAGGGGAUAAUUCAGUCGCACUGUAUUCAGGGAGCAUGUGCGCCAUUUGAAAGUGGGUGGAUUUGGAUGUAUUUAUACCUUUUGCUUUCGUGUUUAUACCCUCAC
Messenger RNA from Postia placenta MAD-698-R-SB12, 2171 nucleotides. RefSeq lists its product as hypothetical. The record is from RefSeq and is a predicted model, not a curated record. Lineage: Eukaryota; Fungi; Basidiomycota; Agaricomycetes; Polyporales; Adustoporiaceae. The transcript is spliced from 8 exons. The coding region runs from base 4 to 2076 and encodes 690 amino acids.